AUGUACGUAGGUAGGAAUCUUGUCGACAAGCACAUGGAGACGGAGAUUGUGAGUGAGUUAAUGGGACCUAACAAUGGUGUUGGGAUUGAGAGGAUGAUGGAGGAACCUCCAUCAAUUGCAGUGAAGCGCAAUAAGCUCAUCAAGAGCAUCAAAAAGCUCAAGGAGUCUAAAGAGGUUGUGUGUAAGAUCAUGGAUGGAAUCGUUACUUUUGCCAAUUAA
This is a messenger RNA of Prunus armeniaca (apricot), 219 nucleotides long. NCBI's taxonomy places the organism in Eukaryota, Viridiplantae, Streptophyta, Magnoliopsida, Rosales, Rosaceae. The record is from the annotation of a GenBank genome assembly.